Scylla paramamosain (green mud crab) is the source of this 2346-nucleotide messenger RNA. RefSeq names its product putative fatty acyl-CoA reductase CG5065. Lineage: Eukaryota; Metazoa; Arthropoda; Malacostraca; Decapoda; Portunidae. The transcript has 8 exons. Gene Ontology annotation, cellular component: peroxisome. Bases 530 to 2011 code for a protein of 493 amino acids. The record is from RefSeq and is a predicted model, not a curated record. Gene Ontology annotation, biological process: long-chain fatty-acyl-CoA metabolic process. Gene Ontology annotation, molecular function: alcohol-forming very long-chain fatty acyl-CoA reductase (NADP+) activity.
AGAGGAAAAGGAAACACGUAAAAACAGUAAUAAGAGAAAUAGAACAAAAAAUAGAAGAUAAGGAAAUAUAAAAGCAAGGAAAGAGAAAAAAAAGUGAUAGAAACAAAAACGUAAAUAAACAAAAGGAUCCAAAGAGAAAAACAAGAAAAUAAACAAAAUAAACAAAACCAAACAAAAAAAAAAACAUCCAAAAUAAAAAAAGUGACAGAAAAAUAGAAACAAGAAAACGAACGAAAAACAAACAAACAAGAAGAAAACAACAAAACAAAACAAAACAAACAACAUAAAAAGAAAAACGGAAAAAGAAAACGUAAGCAAAGAACCCACGGUAAACUAAACCAAACCAAAACAGACGCUCUUAAAAUAAAUAAAUAAAUAAAAACCAUAGAAAACGGAGCCAGCAUGAGUACCACAAACAUUAGCUGCGUCAGGAGGCGGAGGCGGAGGAGGAGGCGGCGGCGGAGGAGGAGGAGCAGUAUCACAGUUUUACCGAGAUCGCUGCCUCCUCAUAACUGGCGCCACAGGAUUCAUGGGGAAGGUACUGGUGGAGAAAUUACUGCGAUCCUGCCCCGGUAUAUCCUGCAUCUAUCUUCUCAUGAGACCUAAGGGUGGCCAGGACGUGAGGGCCAGGCUGGAAGAACUUCUCAAUUCCAAGCUCUUCGACCAGCUGCGUGCCACAUCCCCCGAGGCCCUGAGGUGUCUGGUGCCGAUACAGGGGGACAUAAUGCUGCCAGGGCUGGGCGUGGCACCGCAGGACGCUGCCAUGCUUAUCUCCAGGGUGUCGGUAGUGUUCCAUGCAGCCGCCACUGUAAAAUUUGACGAGGCCCUCAAACUAUCGCUGCAAAUGAAUGUGUUGGGAACAAAACGACUAGUGGAGCUCUGUCACAAGAUGGAACGCCUGGUGGCCCUCAUCCACGUCUCCACUGCCUAUUGCAACUGCGACCGGGGGGAGGUGAAGGAGAUGGUGUAUCCUCCACCUACUGAUCCAUACAAGCUUAUUCAACUGGUGGACUGGAUGGAUGACGACACAUUCAACCACCUCACUCCCAAGUUAAUUGGCUCGCGCCCCAACACCUACACCUAUACCAAGGCCCUGGCGGAACAUGUGUUGGUGCAGGAAGCCACAUCUCUCCCCCUUGCCAUCGUCAGGCCUUCCAUAGUGGCGGCAGCGUGGCGCGAGCCCCUGCCGGGAUGGGUGGACAACCUGAACGGACCAACGGGGCUCAUCGUGGGGGCCGGCAAGGGGAUGCUGCGGACCCUGCACUGCCGAGGGGAGCUGGUGGCGGACCUUAUCCCUGUUGACAUCCCAAUAAACCUACUGAUUGUGGCUGCCUGGUAUACUGCUACUCAGAGGAAGAACGGGGAGCUACUGGUGUACAACUGCGUGUCUGGCAUGGAGCGGCCCGUCAGGUGGGGGGAGAUCAACAAGCACGGGAUGUCGGCACUGAGGAGGAAUGCCAUGAACGAUGUAGUGUGGUAUCCGAGCCUGAGGUUCACCCAACACAAGGCUCUCAACACCAUCGCUGUCCUGCUCCAACACUGGCUGCCUGCUUACCUCAUGGAUGCUGCCGCUAGACUUGCUGGGAAAAGACCUAUCAUGGUCAGAAUCGCACAGAAGCUGGACCGCGCCGCCUCCUGCCUUGAGUACUUCACAACACAUGAAUGGCACUUCUGCAAUGACAAUGUACAGGGGCUCUGGGCGGCACUCUCAGAGACAGACCAGCACACUUUCAACUUUGCCCUGUCCGCCCUGCACUGGCCUACCUACAUGGAGCAGUACUGUCUGGGCACCAAACGUUACGUCAUGAAGGAGGAGUUGACCACUUUGCCAACUGCUCGGCGUCACCUGUCCAAGAUGUGGUGGGUGCAGCAGGCGUGGCGCGUGGUGGUGGUGGUGGUGGCGUGGCGGCUGGUGAUGUUGCGGAGUAGUGCGGCAAGGCGGAGCUGGGCAGCGCUGUUCCGUCUGCUGUUAAGGUUACUCACCUACCUGCCGCUGUUCAACAGGAUAUGAUGAGCAGUGCAUCUCUUUAGGCUGUUCUCGUUAAGAUGCUGUUGCUACUAUUACUACUACUGCUAUUACUGCUGUUUCUACUGCUGUUGUGUUUUUGCUUCUUCUGUUUCCGUUUUUAUCACUGCUGCUACUACUACCACUACUACUACUACUACUACUACUACUACUACUACUGCUAUUACUACUACUACUACAACUACUACUACUAUUAUUACUAUUACAAAUCUCUAUUGCUCUUUAUUUAUUCCUCUCUCUCUCUCUCUCUCUCUCUCUCUCUCUCUCUCUCUCUCUCUCUCUCUCUCUCUCUCUCUCUCUCUCUCUCUCUCUCUCUCUCU